Molecule: messenger RNA, 3933 nt
Organism: Bathycoccus prasinos
Lineage: Eukaryota; Viridiplantae; Chlorophyta; Mamiellophyceae; Mamiellales; Bathycoccaceae
Exons: 1
Coding region: 1-3933 (1310 amino acids)
Molecular function (GO): zinc ion binding
Source: RefSeq, a predicted model, not a curated record
AUGGAUAUUUCUCUCGCGCAAAAAACGAAUACGCCGACGACGCCGACGGUUAUCGCCAACGCCGACGAGGAUGACAACACCAACAACAACACCAACACCAACAACAUCGACGACGACGCCGCGUUACCAGUGACGGAGAAGAAAACUCUCGUCGCCACGAACAACAACGACAAAAACAAAGUUGUUGAAGAUGAUGAUGAUGAUGAUGAUGAUGAUGAUGAUGAUGAUGACGAAGAGAGUUUGGAACAACCUGUUGCUGUUGUUCCCGCGACGACGAAGACGACGAUGACGAAGAAAAAGAAGCCGAACAAAAAGAAGGAAAAUCCCAACAACUUGAUGACGACGAAAGAGCGCAAACUGCACGAACGCGGGCCGUACGAUGGAAUCACUCUUUUCACGCUCAUCCAGCUGAAACUUUUGAAAGUUGGAGCGAACAACCUCUUAGCUUCGUACGAAUACGGGGGCGAGAAAGUACAAGUCGUCGGUUCGUUGACGGAAAACGGGCACAUCUACGUGCAGAAGGAGGACGAGAUGUUUCGAAAUCCGAGGAGUAUGAGCAUCGAUGUGAAGAGACGGUUGAAUCCAGAGAUUAAGUUUACCGAAGGGUGGGGGCACGUGAGAUAUGUGAACACCGGUUCUUGGCACUUGGACGGGAAAAACGACGAGAAGAACGGCCAGACGUUGAAAGAGAUUCGCGAGAGGAUUCCGAUUAAAGACGUGCCGAGUUUAGUGCCGAGGUGGAAAAGCUACGCGCCAAAACAAAAAGUGAAUUUUGUUCCGAAGAAGAAUAAGAAUCCGUUUCCGGACCGAGCGUGGAACGCGCCGAAUACGGAAUCGGUGAAGUUUCCUCCCGGGACGAUCGUGUUUGUCGAAACGGUGAAGAAACCGAAAAAAAACGAUGUGAAUGCGAGUAAUAAAGAAGAUCUCACCGAGUUAGGGGGUACACCAUCGGCGUCCUUUAGUAAAAAGAAAGGGAAACCGACGAGUCAAAUAUGGACCGGGCGAGUAUGGAAACUUCGGCAUUGCCUCCAAAAGCACCAACUGUGGGACGAACAUCCCCAUCAAGGCGAGAAACCGUGCGCUUUGAUUUACUUAUACGGCAAAUCACGAAAAUUUAUGUGGGCCGACGAUUGUGAGAUGACUCGCUUCGACGACGCGUCGCAAUACGCGGAGAAGAUACAAAACAUGUUGGGUAAUCGGCACGCGGUUAAGUUAGCUUCAAUAGCUUUAGAACAAGCAGAAAAAGAAAUCGCAGAAGAAUUUUAUGAGCCUUGGACGACAUCUGACGACGAACAUUAUUACGAGAGACCGUUAACUGCGAAUGAAAAUGAUAACGAUGCCCCCGGCGAGAAUAACACCGUUAAUAUUACCAACGAAGAAGAAGAAAACGAUGCAGAGACGGUCAAGAAUCGAAAAAUCGAUCAACUUGAUACAAAGCUGCGAGAAGGUUUGACUCCUGAUUGGAUCAUCGAAGGAUGUUACAAAGUAUUUGGGCUGGAAAAGCCGACUGUUGAAGUGCCUUUUGUGAAAGAUUUGCUCGAUCCGUGCACGAACUCCCUAUCAAAUCCGAACAUUCCGGCCGAAGUUUUAUACGACAAGUCGAUCAACGGUCUACUUUCAAAGAACUCGUGGGCCAACAAGUUUGCGCUUUUGAAUCCUCCGUACGAGACCCAAACGCAAUGGAGAUUCAUACACCGCGCAAUCAACGAAGUAGAAUGGGGCUUUUCGAAGGGUAUUUUGUUGGUCUGUCGGAACAGCACGGAUACGAACUACUUUCAAAAGUUACUGCCGUUCCCGCGAGUGAUGUUGAGGCGAAACGCCGUGCAGUUUAAAGAUUAUACCUCAUCACCCAUUGGUUUUGGCAUCGCUGUGUUCUGUAUGGUUGCACCUGGAAAUCCAGAGGUGCAACGAGAAACGUACGCGAGAUUUUACGACGAGUUUGCGAGUGCUGGUGAAUUUAACGUUCCAUGCGAUCGCGCGUUUGCGUCUUCAAAGGCAUUCACGGAACUCGUUGAGCGUUUGCAUCGUCAAGCAGCUGAAUCGCAACGCGAUAGUUUUGUCGCGUGCGACAACUGCGAUCGUUGGCGGGAGCUUUCGUUUGAGCAAAUGCAAGAAGCAAUGAAGAAGAAAAAAUGGACGUGCGAUUUAGUCUUUGAAGAAGGCUGCGAGACGCCUCUAUCGAGACGAGAAAAGAGAGCGUUCAUCGUUAGCGCCAAAGACGGCGAUAGAAUAUUCAUCGCCGGUAAAGACGAAGGCUUGAACGUUCCAGGAUUUAUACAAGCGCGCGAAGAAGAUAUCGACGACGACGACGACGACGACGACGACGACAAAGAUAAUGAUGGUGAUGGUAACAAUGAGCGCGACGGAGGAGGAGAAGGAGAUGGAAGAGGAAGCGCAAAACAGAAGCCUAUAUCGCAAACUAUUCUUACGACGCAGCACGAACCGAAUUGUCGUUGUAACUGGCCACCAUGCGUUGCGCGGCGAGUUCAUCGCGAAGACGGGAGCGACGAUUCGAUAUCAUCCGAUGGAAGCGACGAAGAGAACGACGACGAGGGCGAAGAAGGCAAAGAGUCGACGGUUGAAAAGAAAAAGAAAAAGAAAAAGAAUCAGAGAAUGUUCAUCCCAGACGAAUUUGUGGAGGAAGAUGUCAACGUUUUAUCCGCGCAUUUGACGAAGGCGGAGCGCCAACGUCUCCAAGCGAUUGAAAAAAACCGCGCUAAAUUUGAAAAGAUCUUGGGCGAAACAGAAAAUGAAAUCGUCAAAAGACAGAGAUUGCUCCGUGAAUCCGAAAAAGUAGCCUUAGAGGCGAAGAAAAUGGCAGAAACGUUUGAAAAAACGCUCGCUUGGCACAAGGUACAAGUCGACCGAUUUGCCGUGCGCUCGGAUUCGUUGUCAAAGGCUCUUUCUAGCUGCGAGAAGGAACUCAAAGCUGCGCUAGAAAAAGAAAGCGAGUGCGCGAAACAUACCGAGGCUUGGAGAGUGAAGCGUCAAGAAACCGAAAAAGGCGCACAUCUACUCCGGGAAAAGUACCAGUUGGCAACUGCUGAGCUCGCAGAGAAAACGACGUCGAGGCGAAUUGACGCAAUGACUGCUAAGCGCGAAGCCGAGAAGACGUGGACGAGAGUGUCCGAGAGAGUAAAGAAGGCAAAAACCGCCGCGAUGAUUGCUGGUGAAGAUACUACUAAUAUCAACGCCGAAGGCAAAGAAAUGCCCGCUGCUCAGACACCUCCUCUCGUGGAACUUCAACUUCGCCAACAACAAUUUUUCAAACGGCAGAAUAAGAAUAGCGAUAUAAGAUGCGGUAAAGGAAAAAAGCUGUGCUUUUCUUGCUCUGCGGUAGUCGGCUCGCCGACUCGCGUCUGUCCAAAUUGCAGAACGACUUUGCGAGGAGAGGUUUCAAUUCCGUUAGCGUUGCUCACCCCGCCCCCGCCUCCACCGCGGAAAGAAUCACUCGAAGAACCUUCUCCUCCUCUCCAAUGCCCCCCUCCUCCUUCUCCACCAUCACCAACGUCACCGCAACUUCCUCCGCCGCCCGAGCUUCCAUCGCUGCAGUGUGUGAAUCCUCCUCCUCUCCCUCCUUCUCCUCCACGAGUCGAAAGCCUCCUCCCCACUGAAAAUCCGGAAAAGCAAACGCUCGCGCCGAAGGAAGUAAACGCCACGAAGAAGAAUACGAACAAGAACCCCCCUUCUCGGGUGGACAAACUUUCUUCAGCCAUGAAGCCGCCGCCGCCGCCGAAAACGAAGAAAGUCAAGAAGGAAGAGAAAAAGACGCCGACGACGAAAGCGAAACCGCUCAAACCAAAGAAAAAAACGAAGACGACGACAAACGGUAAAACGAAGAAGAAAAAGUUCUCCUCUGCUCUCGGGUGCGGACGAUGCAGAUACAGUGAGAACGGGUGCGACCGGUGUCGCAAUCGAAAGAAAAGAAAAUAA